AUGCCAUCUAUCUCCUCCCGUCUCUUCCGCGGUACUCGCGCCAUCCUCGAGUACAGGAAAGAGCGCGAUAUCCUUCUAAACAACAUCCGCCGCGCCAUCGUCACUUUGCGCCAGCUGCCCGAGGGCAACUACCUUAUCGAAGUCACCCUCAACAUCCAGUCCCUGAAAAUGCAGGCAGACAAGAUGAAGUGGGCUUCCCAGGCUCUUGCUACUGAGGCCGCAGACAUAAACUUCGUCGCUGCCAAGGGCGUCGACUACUACGCCACCACCAUCCCCAAGAUCUGCGACGAGGUCGGCCGUCACACACGCCAGAUGUACGAGAUCAUGUUGGACCACACCCACCGUCCGGUUGCUAACACCGAGCUCGCGAUCGCACAGGAGUUGGAGCAUGCACUCGCUAACCUUAAUUUCAUCCAGAUUAUCUCGCGUCCGUCGUCUCCGUCGGCUUAG
Molecule: messenger RNA, 450 nt
Organism: Penicillium griseofulvum
Lineage: Eukaryota; Fungi; Ascomycota; Eurotiomycetes; Eurotiales; Aspergillaceae
Exons: 1
Coding region: 1-450 (149 amino acids)
Source: RefSeq, a predicted model, not a curated record